Molecule: messenger RNA, 4889 nt
Organism: Mytilus trossulus (common blue mussel)
Lineage: Eukaryota; Metazoa; Mollusca; Bivalvia; Mytilida; Mytilidae
Product: sideroflexin-2-like
Exons: 11
Coding region: 205-1179 (324 amino acids)
Biological process (GO): monoatomic ion transport; serine import into mitochondrion
Cellular component (GO): mitochondrial inner membrane
Molecular function (GO): monoatomic ion transmembrane transporter activity
Source: RefSeq, a predicted model, not a curated record
AUGCAUAGACACACCCUUUAAAGGAAAAAUAAUCUCCAACCAUUGUAUUAUUUUGGAGUAAUUACUUAAAUAUAUUUCCCAAAUUGUGACAUGGGACAUAACUCAAAAUUGACCCCCAAAUUCUUCAUUAUUUUGAUAUAAUCCAUUCAUUAGACCCUUUACAGAUUUCUUAAUAGCAAAGAAAGAAUUUAAUACAAGCUAGAAAUGGUUGAAAUUGACUUAGAUACCCCUAUUUGGGACCAGAAUACAUUUAGUGGCAGAAGGAAAUAUUAUGCAUGGAUGACUGACCCCAGAAAUAGUCUUGUGUCAUCAGGAGCCUUAUAUCAGGCUAGAGAUCUUAUCCAUGCUGUCAGACAAAACAACAUACCACCAGGAACAACAGUCAAAGAUAUACGUAGAGCUCAGCAGCUUUAUCUAUCAGCUUUCCAUCCAGAUACAGGGGAACUUCAAAAUGUUAUAGGAAGAAUGUCAUUCCAGGUACCAGGAGGAAUGGUGCUAAUAGGAGCCAUGAUCACAUGGUACAGAGGGACAUCAUCUGUCAUAUUUUGGCAAUGGGCCAAUCAGUCAUUUAAUGCUUUAGUUAAUUAUACAAACAGAAAUGCUGCUUCAGAACUUACUACAAGCCAGAUUGUCACAGCCUAUGUUUCUGCUACAACUUCUGCUUUGGUUACUGCCCUGGGUCUCAAGUCUCUCCUAGCAAACACGAGAUCACCAAUUUUACAGAGGUUUGUUCCCUUUGCUGCUGUAGCUGCUUCUAAUGCUGUUAACGUUCCUUUAAUGAGACAAAGCGAGUUUGCCCAUGGUGUGACUAUGUUUGAUGAAAAGAAUAAUAAAAUAACAGAGUCUCGGUAUGCUGCAGUUAAAGGUAUUAGCCAGGUUGUGAUAUCCAGGAUACUUAUAGCAGCUCCAAGCAUGAUAUUAUUGCCUGUAUUUAUGGAGAGGAUAGAAAAGAAAGCCUUUAUGAUAAAGUAUGGAAAAUAUAUUUAUGCACCAUUACAAAUAGGAUUAGCUGGUUUAAGUUUAUUAGUUAUGGUACCAAUAGGUUGUGCAAUAUUUAACCAAAGAAGUUCCAUCUCCAUUGAAGAAUUAAAGAUUAUGGACCACCAUAAGUAUGACGAAGUUGUAGAGAAAUACGGGAAAAACUUACCAAAAACCCUUUAUUUCAACAAGGGUUUGUGAUGACGAUCUAUAAAUAGAUGGACCACAAACUAGUAAUAUUCACCAUAAAGAAAAUGUAUAUGAAGUAUAGACCCAUAUCCAAAAGUAUUUUAUCCAAGUAUUUGGGUGAUAAUAUUGUGCUUGAUACAAAGAGUAUUAUUUUAAAUUAAGAAAUUAUGAUAUUUUUAUUUAAUGUUUAAUAUUCUGUUGAAUGAUCAUGCAAACUGAGGAAAAAAACACAUUUUGGGUAGUAAUUUUAUUAUGACAUGUUCUGAAAUUGCAACGAGAGAUAAUACAAAAUUGUAAGCAGUUUGACAAUUAGAUUUUGUACACAUUAUAGAAUAUCUGAAAACUUAUAAAUAAAGACAUCAGUAGUAUAUGGCUGUUCAAAAGUCAUAAAUCGAUUGAGAGAAAACAAGUACUCUUAAGCAUGUAAAUGGUUUACCCCUAAUGUGAUAGAAAUAGAAGUACAUAGUAAUGUGUUCAUUUUUUGGAAAGAUCUCAAUUGUCCAGGGUAUAAAUUUCAUUGUUCAGAUUAUCUUGCCUUAAUUUGAUAUUAGUUUAGAAUGCAUGAAUUUAUAUUAAGUAUCUUUUAGACUAUUUCACAAUCAAGUAAAUCAUGUUGAAUAGGAAAUAAAAAAUAAAUUGAAGGUUUAUAACUAAAUUAUAAAUACACUUAUAAUUAACGCUUGAUGGUAAAGGGGGGAUAACUAUAUCUAAGUAUUAAGGUGAUGCCCUUGACUUACAAAUUCUAGAUUGCCAUGUUUCCUAAUACCAAUUUACUGGUUGCUAAUUUGGGGGACAGACAUAGCGUUGUCAAGGAUUACUCAUAAUAAUGAAUAGAGUAAUGUUUUAAGUUAAUGAUAUAAUGUAAAAGCAUAUAACACCAAGUUAUAUGUUGCUGUUACAAAUGAAAUAAAUUGAAAGUUUAAGUAAAGUCACUAUUCUUUUGGAUUUUGAAAAUGAAAAAAAGGGAAGGUAUCUGAAGGUUGAAUUAAUUUUAAUGUCACAAUUGCAUUUCCUUAUUUGAAAUAAAUAUAUAUUGACAUCUUUCAGCUUGCUGUAAUAUUAUCUUGAGGAACAAGGAAUUCUUAUCUUUUCAAUGCAUUUUUUUUAUCAUGUAUUAUUAUUUUUUAUUAUUUAAUGUGCUUAUAUCCCCAGCUGCUAAUUUUUAAAUGUAAGAAAUAUGUUUAUAUUUUAAACGCCUGUUUACAGGAGGUAUUAUGGUAUAGGAUUGUCCGUUCAAUGUGAACAUUUCGGACAAUAACUUAAAUAGGCUUUCACCAGUUUUCAUAAAACUUUCUAGAUAUCUAUUGAUGCAACCUCCUUUUCAGGAUUUAUGGUUUGAAAUUUUUAAUUUCUGAGUUAUGGGAUUGUAUUCACAAAAAAAUUAGUGCAUUUCCACUUUUUCUUCUUUAACGCAUUCAUGUAUUUAAAAUGUUCAUGAAAGUUAGGUGAAGUGCUUAUUUACAUUUACAGAAGUCCCAUUUCAGUUUUUUCAAUUUUCUGAUUGUAUGUUUUGAAGUAUUGCAACUUUAUUCAUAAAAAAGUGGUGAUUUUCCAGUUUUAAGAUAAUAACAUAAAAAAUGCACUUAUCAGUUUUAAUGAAUUUUUGAUGUUUUUUUUAUAAAAAUACCUAUUGAAAUAAUCUCCCUUUAAAUAAAUAUGUGAUUUUUUUUUAUAUAUAAAUCUGUAAUGUAACAUCAGAACUUUAUUUGGUGAAAAAUUGUGGAAAACUGUCCCUUAUUCAAACAUUGGAAGGUUAUAAAAUUUUAUUCAUUCCAAAAUAGAGGACUCAAACUUUUUUUAAUUUGAGGUAGUCUUAAUAGUGCCAAAUUAUUUAUGUUUUGUGUCAAUGGGUACCACUGUGUGUGUUUAUUUUUAGGGGCUGUAAUUUGAGCAGCGCUCACAGUAAUACUUGUUGAUCAUAUAAAUUCAUUAAAAGCGUGAAGAUGGGCUAAAAGAGAGAUGCUUGUAUCAUACUCUUAUUUUGAAUUCGGUUUAUUUUUUUUAUUAGAUUUCAUAUACACUUUUCUUAUAACACGAUAAUCAUUAUUUUCUGCAAGUCAUAUAAGUUAAAAUCAUCAAAAGACAAAUGAAAUAAUUUGGUGCAAGAAGGAUGCAUUUAAAAAUAAUUGGUUUGGCAUUUCGCUUUAUAUUAUUUUAUAAUUUGCUAUUUUCUUUCAACCUUGUAGUCAAAAUCACUUUCAAAAUCAAGCUUCUAAGUAAUAUUUAGAUAUGAAAACAGCCUUAUCUUGCACAUCAAUAUGUGGGGUUUUUCAGAAUAAAAAUGUGAUUUGAAUAUUUUUAUUAUUCUCAUUAAAGAUAACAGCUGUGUUGAAGAUCCAUUGGUGGCUUUUGACUGUUUACUGCUACCGUAUAGCGGGUUAUUUUCGCAGGUGUAAAAUUUCGCGAUUUUCAUUGAACACGGUAUACGAAAUAUUUUGGCGGUUAUUAUUUUGGCGGAUUAAAAACUUUAAUUCAUAUCUUUGUUAGUACACCUUUAAUUUGGCGGAAUUUAUUUUGGCGAUUUUGUUCUCUCCGCGAAAAUAAGCGAAAAUUUGCACCCCACGAAAAUAACCCGCUAUACGGUAUUUUGUCGGGUUUGUUGUAUUUAGAAACAUUCCCAAUUUUCAUUUUCAAUUUUAUCAGAUUUUUUAUUUGGUAUGACAGAGGAGCAUUUUGUCUUUUCAAGACUCUUCAAUGGUGCUCUAAUCAUAGCAGUUGAAAGGCAGACACAUUUUGUUUAUAUUUGAGUUCAUGGAAAACGUUUUUAUGAAAUAAUCAACUGUUCUGAUAAUGGAUAGCUUAAUGAUAGCAAUUGGUUUUUUCAUCAGUGCAAUGUUUUAAACAAAGUCAAUGAUGAUUUUAUUGUUUAGCAAUGAAAUAAUGAAAUACACCUGUUUUCUCUCACACAAUCAAAUAUGUAAUUCCUAUGUGGUAUGGGUUUUGCUCAUUGUUGAUGGUUAUUCUGUGACCUAUAGUGAUAAGUUUAAGAUCAUCUGGUCUCUGGUUGGAUGUUUUCUCAUUGGCAUUCAUACCUCAUCUUAUUUUUAAAUUUACUAUAACAGAAUCAAGAUUUUUGUAUCAUGUGUAAUUACAUGCAAGUUUAUGAUAUUAAAAAAAAGUUUAAACAUAUAAUAUUUCAUAUUUCAACCAUACAUUCACCAUUUUAAUUUUCAAUUCCUUAUAUUUCCUUGUAUAUUUUUUUGGUUCAUAUUAUAUUUUGUUGUUGAGAAAUCCAACCCUGUUAGAAGCCUUAUGACAUAACAAUGUACCUUUCAGCACAUUUUUUACAGGCAAGAACAAUAAUACAUUCAGAAAUAUAAUAUUUGUUUUCUAUUUGUUCCGUUGGUUGAUUUUUUGGCUUUUUAUUGGCUUCUCCUUUUCUGAAUUUUCCUUUUUAUUCUGUAUAUUUAGUUAUACCUAUUUUCUAGCAAAGUGCAUAAAGCGUAAGCAAUGAUGUACCUUAAAUGUAUAUUCCCACUUAGACAUAAUCAUUUCAUAGUAUAAUUUACUACAAUUUUUAUUUCGAACACUCAUAACAUACUGUUUAAAUAAAAUAAGUCGAGUUAUAUAAAUGUUUUAUUCAUUUUAGUAUUUUUUGCUUGUUUUUAUUGCUUUAGUGUUGUUAAUGAUUUAUUUAGGGUGUCAUUUGAAAUCUUUAAUUGAACCAGAAUGCUCACAUUAAACUUAUUUCUUAUUUAUAUUAUAUAACUGUUUUUGUUAAA